AUCAUUUCCACUGUCAUUUUCACCGACUUCAACAGGUCAAAUGUAAGCUUGGUCGUCGUACUAUUUCUGUGUGUCCUGUUAUUUACAUUCAUACUGUUAAAUUCUAAGUUCCAAAUAUUUAGUAAAGUGUAAAUUAUUCUCUGCUUUUACUACCAACACAUUGUUUACGGAGGCAUAAUUUCUACACCAAAUAAACACAACAAUUUAAAAAUGUCGUCAGCAUCACAACAACAAAUUAAAUGUCCCCCAAAAGUGCUGGUCAACCUGGCUGAGUGGAAAAUGGAAAUUUCUUCCGGGAAAUCGGUGACAUGUAAAAAAAUUCAUUCGAUGGAUGAUGAAGAAGUGUCGAACUUACGACCGUUUGCAUUGUUAUGGGUCAUCUAUGAAGACGCUCGCGAACUGCACGAUAUUGCUAAAGAUCUGUUUGACAAGUUUGAACGUGAAGUAAAAAAUUUUGAAGAAAGUGUCGUGGGUAAAAUGUGUAUUCGCGCAAUGGAUUCAUAUCAAGAGAUAAGCAUAGCAGAACUAACAGCUACAAUCAGAAAAAUGGAAGAAUUUGGUGAGCUUUCGGAACUCACUGAAGAGUUCAAAAAUUUUCUAGGAGAUAAGAAAAUCGAAGAAGAGGAAGAACGGAAAAGCCCCAAAAUAGAUUUCCACCAGCAAUCUUAUGCAGGUGAACUCAAAUUUUGUGCUCCUCAACCGUAUGCCUUUCGUAAAAUAUUCACAAUAAUUGCGGAAAAUCAGGCUAUUCGAAAAAUCUUUAAUGAUUUUGUCUUGAACAUGGCAGAAGAAGAGCUUAAGAAAAGACGUCAAUCAACGCAAUCAAAUUCAUCUGACCAAUUAUCGGUAUUGUUGCAAGAAAAAUUGGAUUCGCCCGAGCCAGAGAACGCUGCUAAACAAACACGGGACAAGUAUGCCAAGUCUCUUUGGAAUCUAGACGGUGCGGCAGGCGGAUAUUUCAAGUGAGACGCACUUCUGCUGGACGACUAUUUAUUUAUUCCCUUGACUAUAAGUCAUGGGUCUCACAAAAGAAUACACCGUGGUAAAUAUGAUUAAAAAUGUAUGGAAAUGUGAUUAAAAACGUUUGAUGUAACAAUUUUGUGCUCUUUGUUGACACAAUAACUGGAGCAAAGUCCAACCGAUUUUCAGAAACUUUUUUUAUUCGAUGAAAUAUUGAAAUCCUCAGGUCAAGUUUAAAAAUGUGUGGUAUCGGUUCACCAUCUGGAAGUAGUUCUCA
Bradysia coprophila is the source of this 1237-nucleotide messenger RNA. RefSeq lists its product as uncharacterized. The record is from RefSeq and is a predicted model, not a curated record. Lineage: Eukaryota; Metazoa; Arthropoda; Insecta; Diptera; Sciaridae.